AUGGUUGCAGGAAACCCAGCUGAAAUGAUGAACAUCUUGAACCAAAACAGAACCGCUCAGAAUCUCAACAAACCAAAAGAGUCUCCUGGUCUUGGCUGCAAGGACUUUCAGUAUGUUGAGCUCUGCGAGGUGGAGCAGCUUGAGCGUGAGGGAAGUAAGCUUGUAGCUGAGGAUGAGCUUGAACCGGAGCUUGUAGCGGAGGAAGCUUUAGCUGCAUCACUGGAACUGGUUACUCAUUCUGGAGUUAAUCUUGAGCCAAGGUGGAGAAGACACGAUCCUAAACCUCCCUGGUUUUUGAUCCAAGCUCAAGAUAUCAGCAAAUGGGCAUGCACCAUGGUGUCCGAGAAGGAUGAUGAAGAGGAAUCAAGCAAGAGCCUCAACGAAACCAUGCUGGAACAAAUCAAGAAGAUGAUGAUUGAGGAGUUUGAUCGGAGGGAACAUGUUAAAGAAGGAAAGCAGAAGCAACCUAAGGAUCCGGUCACAUCUAAGAAGAAACCAGUUGAGGAUCUUAGUGGUUACAUGAUGAUGAUUCCGCCAUUCCUUGGGAACAAUGAUCCAGAUGUAUAUCUGGAUUGGGAGAAGAAGUGCGAGAUUACCUUCAACCGGCAUAACAUAGCUGACAUCAACCGAGUAAAACUAGCAGCUAUGGCGUUCAAGUAUUAUGCUCUAAGUUGGUGGAAACAGGUUGAGACGGCCCGAGCUUACAGUGGAGCUUAUGAGAUCUCUACUUAG
Microthlaspi erraticum is the source of this 732-nucleotide messenger RNA. NCBI's taxonomy places the organism in Eukaryota, Viridiplantae, Streptophyta, Magnoliopsida, Brassicales, Brassicaceae. The record is from the annotation of a GenBank genome assembly.